Molecule: messenger RNA, 1157 nt
Organism: Engraulis encrasicolus (European anchovy)
Lineage: Eukaryota; Metazoa; Chordata; Actinopteri; Clupeiformes; Engraulidae
Exons: 3
Coding region: 412-912 (166 amino acids)
Source: RefSeq, a predicted model, not a curated record
GGGAGGCUGAUGUUUAGGUCUUUGUCGCAUGCGAAAGCGGUGGGCGCUGUUGUUCGAGUAUUUUUAUAUUUCCAUCCUCUACUCCUCCCACCAAACGCCGAGCAAAUAAUUGCAAGAGGAAGUCCAACAGAAACAGGGGAAACGGCCGUGGAAACAGUUGAAAUGUUCAAGACUUCAAUGCGAAAUUAUUCAUAACCGUAAGGUCCUAGACACUGCGCUGUUAAAGUAUGGAACGCGACAAAGCAGACUGCUUUUUCUCAACCACAGCUCGCUGUGUGUCGAUGUAAGGGUUUGGAUAUCACUGAAAGAAGAACAUAAUACAAAAAAAUACGCGGUGUGCGCAUACCCAGGACCAGGCUGGCAGGGCAGGCGGACUUAAGAGAUGUAAUACAACCGGGCAGAGGCGGGAAGAUGCCAGCCCCGCGCACCGUGGCGGUGACGGUGGGUACAGCGGGCAUAGCCAUCGGUCUGCUUCUCUUCCUGACCAUGUUGUGGCCCCUGCAGCUGGCCGGAUUCUUCCUGUGUGUUUUCGGAGCCGUUAUCCUCGUCUAUCUCUUCUGCCAAGUCAUGAAGUCCGACCAGCUGACGGUGCCCGGCCACUUCUUGCUCCAUCCCCGCACCGGGACGCGCUACACCCCCCAUCAGGCCAUGGCGAUCCAGAGGAGGCUGGACCGGAUCCGUAGGGCAGCUGAGGAGGAGGAGGAGCCCAGAGUCAGCACAGUCAGUGCCCCCCCGUCCCCGUCCCCUGGUCUGCCACUGCCGUUACACCUGCCCCUGCCACCGCAGCACCCCGGUCAUCAGAGCCUCCCCCACACCCCCCACACCCCCCCGCCCUGGGACAUGGAGCCCCCGCCGCCAUAUGAAGCGGUCGUCAAGGACAGCCAGAUCGUCCCUGCCACACAGGGCUUGUGAGACAAGGCUCCGAUGACUCAGGUGCCUCCUGACUGUCUCCUAUCAGCGCUGGACUGGGGCCAAACAGAAGGCCUGGGCUUUUUUUAACACGGCCCCUUCUACGCUCUGUGCGGGUCUCUAAGAAAAUACUAAAAAAGGAACAGCAUUGGCACCAGUCUAGGACCGCCGGCCCACGGGGAAAUGCCCUGUAUGCUUUAUUACCAGUCCAGCCUUGUCUCCUGUGGGUGGUGGGGGCUAGGGGGAAG